GUGGAGGAGAGGAGGGGGCGUGGCAGGGACCACGCCCACCACACUUCCCCUGCCGGCCAGACCUGCGUGUGUGUGUGCCUCACCUCACCUCGCCACCACCUGCCCGCCUCCCUCACUCCUUCAGCAGACUCCGCCACGCCAGACACGCCCUCCUGCUCCCUCCGUCGCCAGCUCUCACACACCUUUGGGCGACUCAUCUGCCUCUGCUGACGCCACCUCCGGACCUCCCUUCCACCUUCGGGAUGCGGUCUGCUGUCGUUGCUGUGCUGGUCCUGCUAGCCGUCUGCUGGUCGCCCGCGGCAGGCAGAGGCCACAUCUUUAGCAACACACGGUUCCGUCCUGAGGCUGGACCGAACUGGGGGUACGGAGGUUUCGGCCAGCAUUACCAGGGCGAGCGCAUCAUGUCGCCCCGAGAGCAGCUGCUGGAGGCGCUGCUCGGGGGCGAGGAGCUACUGGAGGAGCAGCUGUGUGAGGGCCGCCGCUGCACCGCUAAUGAACAGUGCUGUAGCGGCCACCUGUGUGUGGAGUUUGACGGAGCCUCCGGUACGUGCAUGUCAGCAGCGGCCCAGCGUGAGGGGUCCGAAUGCGUGGGUGACUCAGAGUGCGGCGCUGGAAUGUACUGCGAUCUUGGUGCCUGCGUGCCGUUCCAGGGCAAGAAACGCUACAAUGAGCCCUGCAGUCUAAGCUCUGAGUGCGAAAUCGAGCGUGGCCUCUGCUGUCAGCUUGUUCGACGUCACCGCCAGGCCCCCAAAACACUGUGUGGGUACUUCAAGGAUCCCAUGAUCUGUCUCGGCCACGUCAACACGGACCAGGUAAAGCAGGCGGAGGACAAACACUAAGGACGGUGUGGGCUGUGUGUUCGUCCGUACGUACAUCUGUUCAACACGUGGUUCAGCACACAAAGGGAGAGAAGAGGCUAACAGAAAGGAUCUACGAGUACUUGAAGGUGUAAGAAGAGGAUGAGACUGUUACAUCUUUCACUGAGGAAUUCUGAAGCGUUAUCCAAGAAGAGAGAGAGAGAGUGUGUGUGUGUGUGUGUGAGUGAAGAGAAUAUAUAUUGUUAUGUAUGAGAUAUUUUAAAGAAACAAUAUUGAUACCUUAUCUUUUAGUUUAAUGAGGUUAAUUUCUUUAUAUUAAAUGUAAGUCAUGAGGUAUUUGAAAUUAUCAAUAUUAUUAAUCUUGUCUUUUCUGUUCUUUCUCUCUCUCUCUCUCUCUCUCUCUCUCUCUCUCUCUCUCUCUCUCUCUCUCUCUCUCUCUCUCUCUCUCUCUCUCGCCAUCUUCCGCCUCUUUCCCUAUCCAUCAAUAUCAAUAUAGGUACUAAAUCAUCUAUUCAUUUUUUCUCUCCUAUGAAUUUAUUCAAUAGUCAUUCCCUUGAUUACAUACUGUAGUACCUUAGUUUCUUGCUUGUUGCAAUAGAAAUUAUAAAAAUACUAUAAUUACAUUUUCCACUUCUUCCAUUACUUCUACUGUUACUACUACUACUACUACUACUACUACUACUACUACUACUACUACUACUACUACUACUACUACUACUACUACUACUACUACUACUACUACUACUACUACUACUACUACUACUACUACUACUACUACUACUACUACUACUGUUACUACUACUACUACUACUACUACUACUACUACUACUACUUCUAGAGACGCAAAGGGAAAUUCAGGAGGUUUUAAAAGAAUACUUGAAUGAGAUGGAUGAAUGAAUGAUUUGAAUGAAGGAUAUACGGAUGUAUGAAUGGAUAGAUGGAUGGACGGCGCCACUACAUCAGGAUCAUAAUGUGGUACAGGAGGUGAGUCACCCACAAUCUCUUCAACACCUAAUGCGAUGACGCUUGAGGAUUCCCGUGUGUCGCACCUGCUUCCUCCAACAUCACCAAGACAGAGUGAAAAAAUAUAAAAAAAAGUAAAGAAAACAGAGAGAGAGAGAGAGAGAGAGAGAGAGAGAGAGAGAGAGAGAGAGAGAGAGAGAGAGAGCAAGAUAAGACAUAUCUUAGCUUUCCAGUGACUUCUUAAGGUUUCCUCUGAAUGGAUAUUAUUACCACUCUAGCGUACCUAGAUCUCUAUUUUGUCCGUGAUGUUGUACUACGUAUUAACUAACAAGAAGUCAUCAGUUUAGCAGUGCAUACGUAUAUCCGUAUAUACAUAUAAUAUCAAGUUGAUGUAUUAGGAGUUUAUGGAGAGCAUGAUGAGUGUCGAUAUGUGUAGGUAGGUAUAGCGUGGCAGGAUUGGUAUAGGACGUGGAAAACAUAAUACUAAUACUAAUAAUACUAAUACUAAUAAUACUACUUGGCAGUGUCCAUUAUCAUUAUUUAAGGCGCUCCUGUUUAUGUGUACGAGGUUUUAUGAGCCAGCGAGAGAGGAUCCAACACCGCAAUCCCAUGCCAGUCAAACGCCCCAUCAUACUAGUGUCUAUAGCCUCGACCCCCUGUCCUCGGCGCCAAGCCUCUGAGAAAGACGAUCUGAUUCCUUUAAAAGCAAUGUCUUCGUUCCCUUAUGAUUGCAUGGGUUUGGCUGCUGGUUCCUUGAGUUUACGUGUGAGUGUCUGAGAGCGGGUGUGUGUGUGUGUGUGUGUGUGUGUGUGUGUGUGUGUGUGUGUGUGUGUGUGUGUGUGUGUGUGUGUGUGUGUGUGUGUGUGUGUGUGUGUGUGUGUGUGUGUGUGUGUGUGUAUGUGUGUAUCACUAUAAUUAAUCAUUCUUCUGAUGAUCAUCGGAGCAGCCGUUUAUUUAUCUAUCCCUCGAUGUCUCAAGGUUGUAGAGAAUCAAUAAGAUACAUUAGCAUAUAAGUAUUAACGCAGGCAUGGUGUUUUCAUGUGUACCUGUGUACGUGUGUGUGUGUGUGCGUGUGUAGUGUGUGCGACGUUCUUCACCACCCGUACCCACCAUCCCUCCCACCCCGGCGUCACCAGCAGGGGUAGAGGGAUGUGUUCCCUCCCCUGGGCUUCUCCUCCCCCUCCCAACAUCCGAUGUUUACCUGUCCUCACUCCCUCACUCGCCUCUUUCCCCUUCCCAUACAUCCUGGUGGGGGAGGCGCAGCCCUGACCAUGAGGAAAACCGCCCUGGAACUCAGCCCCGCGCGGCUCUGUUCUACCGCGGUUGAGGAUUAGAAUACUUGUCCAGUUUAGGCAGAUGAUGCACCAAUAAAAUUUAAGUUGAAUCUUAA
Molecule: messenger RNA, 3171 nt
Organism: Portunus trituberculatus (swimming crab)
Lineage: Eukaryota; Metazoa; Arthropoda; Malacostraca; Decapoda; Portunidae
Product: ITG-like peptide
Exons: 8
Coding region: 243-839 (198 amino acids)
Source: RefSeq, a predicted model, not a curated record